AUGUUGCUCAUAGGGAGAAAGCACAAGAAUGCUGCCUUACAGCAGCUUUGCAAAGCCAGAUACCACAGCACCAAUGACCUUGGGGGGCUGGCUGCCUCCCAGUCGCUGCUGGAACGGUGGGCGGCCAUCGGAUCAGCGUCAAGUCUGCCACGGUCCAUCCGCCCCCGCGUCAUCAUCGUCACCAGGGGCGGGGCUGUGAUGGGGAACAUUCUCGAGGAGAAUCAGUUUAUUGACAAUCUCUUCCGUCCGGACAGUACCUCCCGCCUCCUGUCAUCCUUUGCGGAUGUGCGGUUGUCCCAUCUUCAGCCCGCCGAGCUUUCUCCUGAGGCCCAAUAUCUUGAUCUUCAAGGAGACAUGAUGGAGGAGCUGCACGCAGCCAGGCGGGUUGAACAGUUUGAGGGCUCAGAAGAUGAAUUCAUGAUCAAGAAGUGCCUUCCAUGCAAAGAGCUUACCUGCUUGAAGGUGAGGGUGAAACCAUCUACCGCGGGUGUUCGGAUAAUCAGUAUUGAUGAAGAAGGCAUCCAUGUGAUCAUGCCCUUGAAUGUCCUUGAAAUGAUGCAGGCUUAUAUUCCCCAUCUGCCGCUUCACUAUCUGGUUGACUUCUGGGGUGGAACAAGCACAGAAGGCAAUGUCGCACUGAACAUGAGGGUCUGUCAACAUGAUGUAAAGGACACAAAGUCUGCUUGUCUGAAGCAGAUGAAGCUUUUCUUUGAGAAGAACCAAAAGGUUGGAAUCACAAAACCACAUCGCCUGGUGAAGGCCCUGUGGGCAGAUGGUGUAUACAAAAGCAAGAACAUAGAUAGUGUUUACAUCCACCACUUCAGACCCACACUGCGGAUGCGCAACACCCCACGAUCAAAUAUAUCAGCCUGGAAAGUGGCCAUCAUAACCAGCACCAUUGGCGACAGAGCCCCAGUCCUGAUUAUGAAUUAUAACAGGUAUCAAUAUGCCCAAACCAAGAGUGAUGAUGAUCCGCUUGUCUGGCAGGUCAGGCGGGUGACCACAGCCGUUCCAGAGGUUGGGAGUCUUCAGAAUGGCGGCACUCAUCCACACAACAACAACCCAGUUCACAUGGCGCUGUCAGAAGCCCAGCACCUCUGGCCCACGACAAAACCAGAUGUUGUGAUCUCGCUAGGUACGGGGUCACAGUCACUUGUGCAGUCACCAAAGACGUCCAGCUUUCAGAAUGUAUUUGUGGAUGGGUGGCUCUCCCGGGGCUACCGGGCCUUCAACGCGUCAUAUGAUGGGGAGGAGUCCUGGCGGGAGAUCUGGAACCUCCUUGAUCCACUGACGCAGAAACAGUUUAUGCGUAUCAACUUUCCAUUUUCAGGAGCACCACCGGCGAUGAACGAUGCAGACGCCACGGAAUCCAUGUCACAGUGGGUGCGGAAGCAACCCCGGAAAAGGAUAGAAGAAGCACUCAUCCUGCUACUGGUGUCGUGCUUCUACUUCAUAUUGGACGCCGUGCCAGAUUUCCAUUCUGGUCUAUUCUACUGUGUUGGCUCCCUUCAGUGCCGCGCGCCACCGCGGCCUAUCAUCCAGGCUUUGUUAUCAUUACGCCCCACCACUCUCUGCUUCUACAAAGACAGCUUGAACUUAGGCUUCUGCCUGGCGGAGGAGGAUAUAUGCGAAUCUUGCCAGCGCUACUGCCGGCCGGUUCGGUUCUGCGUUCGAGAUCUCAAGGAGACAGUCACCCUCGCCCUGUGUCGUGAUGAUGCUAUACAUGAAGUAAGCAUGUUCCCAAACACCAUCCAGUGGUUUAUUGACCAGCAGGAUCUGGAGAGUAAUUUUGGACUCGAGAACCAUGGUGUUCCAUUUCACAUUCAGUGCACAGCGGCAUUUUACAGGCCGGCCAUCCUCAUGACCAUGAAUGAGCCAACAGGAACCAUUGCCACCAUGCAUGAUAAAGCACAACAUGGGAAUCUGGCAAACGUGACUGACUUUGUUGUCAAUUUUCUUCAUGAAAACCUUCGAAGAAUCGCACCGAGUGCUGGCAUCCAGCAGGAAGUCAAAACUGCCUUCCAGCCACCCAGGACAAGCCAGGCAUUAUUCAUAACACUCGGAGGAAGUAUUGUUGUGUUUGGCAGAGUCUCAGCAACUCAAGACAUCAAUGAGCUACGAAACACACUGGUCGAGGAAGUCACCCAGAAGGCUGUUGCUCAGGGAGGACGUCGCAAGGGAUUUGCAUUUGCAACCUCAAGGGGUGGAGGUCUGAAGUGUCAGUUUUUUGAGGUUCGGGGUGCGGCGGAUUUUGAUCCCAUACCUAAUGAGCCCUUGGAUUUUGAUGCUGAUGAAGCAAGAAUUGUGGCGAUUUUAGAGCACUGCUUAGAGUAUUUUAAUGUCUAA
This is a messenger RNA of Blastomyces gilchristii SLH14081, 2346 nucleotides long. Its product is annotated as phospholipase. Gene Ontology annotation, cellular component: membrane. The transcript is spliced from 9 exons. NCBI's taxonomy places the organism in Eukaryota, Fungi, Ascomycota, Eurotiomycetes, Onygenales, Ajellomycetaceae. The record is from RefSeq and is a predicted model, not a curated record. Gene Ontology annotation, biological process: arachidonate metabolic process. The coding region runs from base 1 to 2346 and encodes 781 amino acids.